Liolophura sinensis is the source of this 1457-nucleotide messenger RNA. Its product is annotated as histone RNA hairpin-binding protein-like. The coding region runs from base 74 to 1144 and encodes 356 amino acids. Gene Ontology annotation, biological process: mRNA 3'-end processing by stem-loop binding and cleavage; mRNA transport. Gene Ontology annotation, cellular component: histone pre-mRNA 3'end processing complex; cytoplasm. Gene Ontology annotation, molecular function: mRNA binding; histone pre-mRNA stem-loop binding. The record is from RefSeq and is a predicted model, not a curated record. Lineage: Eukaryota; Metazoa; Mollusca; Polyplacophora; Chitonida; Chitonidae. The transcript has 7 exons.
UUUCUGCUAGAACGAACGUUUAGCGACGGAAAGAACCUGCAAAUUGCUUUAAAAAAUAAGCCAUACCCAUAAAAUGUCUUCAAGACUGACUGAUCAGCGUUUUAAAAGGGGUGACGAAAGGGUGUUUCGGCAGCGUUGGAAGAGGGAACAGAGAGAUAACUACGAAAGAGCUGUGGAAACAAAUGAAAAGUAUCAACGCCAAGGCAAGCUCAGCCCCUUGCGGAGCCCUUUACGACCAGAAGUGGAGAACAAUGGAAGACGUAGUUUGAGGGAGAGAGAAAGAUGUGAUAAGGAUGCUGACUUUGAAUCGCCAAGCGACUGGGCAACAGAGGUAGAGAACUGGGAGCAGUCGGGGAAAACUCAAGGGAGAAUAAGUGAAAGGCCAAGAAGGCGAUUAAGAAUGUCACGGGAUCAAAGUAAAGAAAAUGAGAUGGAGCUGGAGAAGGAUGAGGAGGUCCUGAACAGGAGGCAGAAAGCCAUUGACUACGGCAAGAACACUCUGGGUUAUGACAGAUACACUAGCUUGGUCGACAGAAUGAAACGUAAAUCGGGCAAUCCUAAGACACCAAAUAAAUACCAGAAAUGUAGUCGUCGUUCUUGGGAUCAGCAAAUUCGCUUGUGGCGCAAGCGGUUGCAUGAGUGGGAUGUGGAAGGAUCGCGAAAAAGAACUGCUUCGGAGCAAAGUUCUGACACCCUGGCAUCAGACUCUGCCUCCAUCAGCUCCCUAAGCCUGGAGGAUGGGGUGAUGAAGGAUGUGGGUGGGGAUGCCCGUUCUGUGUGCUCUGUCAGCCCUUCUGAGGCUCGGCCUGUAGGGAGUUUGGGACCAGAGACCUUCAGCCCACCCUGUAAAUAUCUGGCUGCUCAGGACUUUGAACCAGCUGUCCUCUCUGUGCUGCCAGAGUUGUCUGCCCCUGGAAUCAUCGUCCAGUCAGCUAACCAGGCUGAGGACAGUGGAGCAUCCUCAUCAGUUGAGAACUCCACCCAGGCCGUCUUCAGCCUUCAUGAAAAGAAGGCCCAUCACCGUGCUCAAAGGUAUAACCGAGCCAAGUCCACGGAAGAAAGUGCUAAACCUGCCAAUGAUUUUUUCUCUGAUUUUUCCUUGGAUAACUAUUUGAUGGUGGAUGAUCAACAAGAUAUAUUCUAACAUUAUCCUCUUAUAUGUUGCCUCAUAACCUGAAGCUUUAGUUUCUCAUGUUCAGCUGUUGAAUUGUGUCUAUCUAUAAUAGAUUUAUAGAUUAUCUAUAGAUCAAGAAGUAUGUCUGUUACUAUGGAAGUGUACAAAAUAAAAUUGUAUAAAGGCUGAUUUCCACUGAAAGUCACCACCACAAAGGCUCAUCAAAAUGCCUUACAAACGGAAUGUUUAAUAGUGUGGUACAGUUCCACCAGAUUCAAUGAUGUCACUGGUAUAACUUUUAUUCUUCUCUCACAUUUUUUUUAACACUACACAGCUAUGGGCU